GUUAGCCAGCUGUCACUGUCAGUUACGACUGAAUGCGUCGAUCAGUCAGGAAACGAGCCUCUGUUCUUUGUUUACGAACAAAUUAAAUAAUUCUCUAAUAAAAAAAAUCCUAUCCUUGUGAGUCAUACUUUGAGUGCAGUGUUAUAGAUUUUAAACGUUACUUCCUAACUUAUUCUAUUGUUUGUUGAUAUCGAGUUCAAUGACAAAGGUUCAAUCUAUGUGAUCAUUUUAAUACGGAAUGGUGUUGUUAUUGUAAUCUGAAUAUUAGAAUGUCAUCGUCAGCAGAAGAAAGUCCGAUAAUAAACUCGGAUAUUGAAAAUGAUGUUACAAGUAGUCGUCGGAACUUGGUGCAGGCAGAACAAGUGGAAGAAACAACAGGAUGGAUCAAAUGUCGGACUGUCCUUGGCAUUAUGGGGUUCCUGGGCUUUGCCAGUGUGUAUGCCAUGAGAGUAAACCUCUCUGUGGCCAUAGUGGCUAUGGUUAAUUCAACAACACCUACGCCCACAAACUCUUCAACAGAUGUGGAUGUUUGCCCUGCUAGUCCAGUCAGCAAUAGUUCUGUGCCACAGAGGCCCGGAGACUUCAAUUGGACUGUUGAGCAACAGAGUAUAGUUUUAGGCUCAUUUUUCUAUGGAUAUGUACUAACACAGGUACCAGGAGGCAGAAUAGCAGAAAUGUAUGGAGGGAAACUUGUUUAUGGUUUAGGAAUAUUUUUCACAGCAGUAUUUACAAUUCUUAGUCCAAUUGCGGCAUACACAGAUAUUAAAUUCUUCAUUGCUGUGCGAGCACUGGCUGGUUUGGCAGAAGGUGUAACCUACCCAGCCAUGCAUGCCAUGUUAGCUAGAUGGAUCCCACCGCUAGAGAGAUCAAAGUUUGCAGCUUAUGUUUAUGCUGGUUCCAAUAUAGGUACAGUAAUCACCCUACCUAUAUCAGGAUGGCUAUGUACUCUAGAAUUUGGUGGCGGCUGGCCACUCUGUUUCUACAUAUUUGGCGGUAUUGGCGUUGUAUGGUUCAUUUUCUGGCUCUUGCUAGUCUUUGACACGCCUCAAAGACACCCUAGAAUCUGCCCCAAAGAGAUUGAAUAUAUUGUACGGAGUAUCGGCCCUCAGCAAGAAGAAAAGCCAGCGAUGUCAAUCCCGUGGCUGAAGUUCUUAACAUGCGUGCCGCUAUGGGCCAUCCUCAUCGCCCAAUGUGGCCAGGCGUGGGUAUUCUACACCCAGUUCACAGAACUACCAUCGUAUAUGAACAAUAUUCUGCAUUUCGAUAUUGUAGCUAAUUCAAGACUGAGUGCACUCCCGUACUUAACAGCAUGGUUGGGCGGUAUCGUGCUAUGUAUAUUUGCUGACUGGACCUUAGCCAAAGGGUGGAUUUCCAGGCUUAACAGUAUGAAGCUUUGGAAUACUGUGUCGGCGUUCAUCCCAGCAUUUGGUCUGCUGGGCAUAGCUUGGGCGGGAUGUGACAGGAUUGCAGUUAUCUUGUUGCUGUGCUUCGCCUCGGCCUUCGGUGGUGCUGCUUAUGCUGGUAAUCAGAUGAACCACAUAGAUCUGUCGCCGCAGUUCGCGGGUACUAUGUACGGUAUUACGAACGCGGCGAGCAAUAUAUGUGGCUUCAUGGCGCCCUAUGUUGUGGGACAUAUUAUAAAGGCUGAACAGCAAACUCUAGGCCAAUGGCGUGAGGUGUUCUACUUGGCGGCAGCCAUCGAUCUCGGCACAAAUCUCUUCUAUUUAUUCUUCGCCAGCACGGAGGAACAGGAUUGGUCGCGGCCCGACAAUGACGACAUGACGGCUCCGGCGCCCGUCGAGAGCAUUCUGUUCCCCGAGUCAUAGACAAUGUCACAAAUUCAGAUGAAGGCAUAAACCAAAACGUUUGCUUCACAAACUCCUUAGUACGGAUACACGUUUGUAUUGUUUCUGGUUCAUAUUAAUUUAAAGAAUAUCAAUGCAGUAACUAACUGUAGUGUAAUUACUUUAUUGAAAAAUAAUGUCUGCUUUAUAAAUAACUUGAACAGCAAUAAAAUUAAUGUUGUUCUUUUUUAUGUUUAUUCUAAGGUUUCAAUGUGUAUAUCACGGAUUAACUCUUAAAUUAUGUGUGUGAUAUGUACUCGUAAUAAAAGUCUGUGAUAGGUAAGAAUGUUGGAAACCGGUAAAAUACUAUUUGUAUUGUUCUUAAGCCCGUGGUCUAUAAUUGUUACUUCCUUAAAAUUAAAAAAAGAAAGGGGUAGCUCAAUACCCACUAUGGGUAUCUAAUAGCCAAAACGGGGCUUUCGGAAAUAUCAUAAGAAAGUUUUAAUUUGAAAUAAUGUAAAUGAAGUGUUUUUAUCAAUAUGAUAUGUAUAGUAAAUGGUACAUAUUUCAAUUUUAUAUUAACUUACUUGCAUAUUAAAUAACUUAAAUGGUGCCUUUAAUAUACAUACCGUUCGUUUACCGGCCAAAUCAUUCGGAAUUUUAAAGAUUUAUACAUAUAUUUCAAUGUUUUAUCCGUGUAGCGUAUUUUUAAAACCAAAAAUGAUUUAUUUAUGGAAUUCGGAGAAAUAAUGUUUUUUUUAUUAGUGAAGUAAUUUUAAAGGGGUAUAAAUAAAAACUGUCAAUUAUUUGGGUUGGGAAAGUCAAAAAGAUAACGUCAUUUUUUUGCUCAAAAAUAAAGUAAAUUUUGUAUAACUUGAUAUAUUUGGGAGUAUAUUUAAGUUUAGCGUAUAUUGCGUGUCGAAGUUGUAGCAAAUAAUUAGCCAAUUUAUUUAUAAAAACAUGGCUGUAGAACAAAGUUCAAAUGUCGGCCGCGAACUAUACAAAAAAUUAAAUUAAUAUUUUAAAAUUAGCAUCCCUCCAUACACGUUCCGACUUGCAUAAGGUAUCAUGAGUCUUAGAGAUCUUCAAUAUUAGUCACCACAUAAGAUAUAUUUAAAUUCGGAAUAAAUAUUUGGUUAUUACUGGCCACUGCUAUUAAAAAAACGAUUCUCGAAUUUUUUUUCAACUCGCAAGAGCUUGUGGUCACUUUAGGUCGCAAACAAGAAGGUUGGUUAUGGAGAACAAGGUCUGGAACAUUGAACAGUUUCCAUAAUGUGAGAGUUUACUAAGAUGCGAUUUUUCAUAUGACGCUCAUUGUGGCGCAAAUUUUUAUUGCGCUUUUUUUGUGCAGAGCUUGGAAUCCAGUAGCAAUCAGUCCUAUAAUAUUCUAGGUUUCAAAUUCACACGUCACUUGCUGUAGAUAGCCAAUGCGAGUUGGGACGUGAUCAUCGGGGCUUUUUACAUACGUACUUUCAUGCUCUCAUGCUUUCUUGUAGUUUUACUUAUUCCGAGGAAACUAAACACCGAAACUAACGGGUUAUUUAAAUAAAUGUUCUAUGGUGUUAGACAUCGUUAUAUGCUUGUUAUGACAAUUUUUCUUUAAAAAUGUUUUUAUUUCAUCAUUCAUUAGAAUACAUAUAUCAUGUCCAACCGUAUAAGUAGUCAUUGAAAUAAUUUGCAGAUAAAAAAUAUUUUCUAUGCGUAAAUAGACGGUUUAGGAUAUAACCUCACUGGCACGUUUACUUGCCAAAAUUAUCAUACCAUAUAAAAAAUAAUGUUAAAUUCCUCAUAUAUUCAUAACACAAUCUUCGCUCAUUUCCAUUAAAUCGUCAAUCGAAACACUUGUUCGCACAAUUUAUUAUCAUUUAAUUAUAUGUAGAUAGGCAUGAUGUAGCGUAGUGCGUGCCAAAGACGAUAAAUGUCUUAUUUUUAUAAAUUAUAGCCUUUCUGCAUUAUUUCUUUCCUGUUAUGUCAUAAUAAAUUAAAAUAAUUACACUUUAUCCUUCUACUCGAUUUAAAACGAAUAGGCUUUCCAUACCUACUUUU
Molecule: messenger RNA, 3830 nt
Organism: Helicoverpa armigera (cotton bollworm)
Lineage: Eukaryota; Metazoa; Arthropoda; Insecta; Lepidoptera; Noctuidae
Gene: MFS10
Product: sialin
Exons: 11
Coding region: 270-1826 (518 amino acids)
Biological process (GO): monoatomic anion transport; transmembrane transport
Cellular component (GO): plasma membrane
Molecular function (GO): transmembrane transporter activity
Source: RefSeq, a predicted model, not a curated record